Molecule: messenger RNA, 3008 nt
Organism: Xiphophorus hellerii (green swordtail)
Lineage: Eukaryota; Metazoa; Chordata; Actinopteri; Cyprinodontiformes; Poeciliidae
Exons: 14
Coding region: 1-2157 (718 amino acids)
Molecular function (GO): guanyl-nucleotide exchange factor activity
Source: RefSeq, a predicted model, not a curated record
AUGGAUCUCUCCGGGUUCUGCCCGCCCUUCUGUUUGCAGAUUUAUAAGGAGGGAUCUUGGCUCCCGCAGCAGCAGCUCGGCUCUUUUGGCUCGCUCGCCGCUUCCCUAGCAGAGGGUCUGCUGGCAGGAGCGACAUCUGAACAGGUCAUGAAGCCUCAAGCGGCAGAGCUCGUCUCUGAAAUCUCAAAGUUGCAGUGCAUGGUCACAGAGCUGAAGACGGGCUUCGCCAGCGCCCUGCUGGAGCUCGGUCAGAUCCAGCAUGGAGACUCGCACCUGAGGGAGGAGAUGGAGGAGAACAGGAGGAGCUGUCAGAAAAAAGCUUUCCGCUUGGAGGCGCUGGUCGAGUCGCUGAGGGAGGAACUUGGAGUGCUGAGGAGUCAAAUUGUGCAGCUGUACGGCAACAGGCCCGGGCCUGAGCCAGACGGAAAGGGCCUCACGUCCAAACCAAGAGAAAGCGAUCCAGCAGAGCCAGCCGGUGACCAGGGGGUUUGCGAGUGUUGUGCUCCUCCACCGGCCUGCCUGUCCCGGGAGAAGCUGCUCCUUCAUUGCUUCCUUCAGGGCCUGAAGGCCGGGCUGAGCGAAGGGACAGAUGCUCGACAUCAGGUGGCCAUGCAGCUCCUGCACUCCGAGUGGGAAUACGUGUCGACCCUGAACCAGCUGUACGACAAGUACAAAACGCCGCUAGCUCACCAGACAGCCGUAGAGCCGCAUCAGACGUAUGUGAGGUGCGUGGAGCAGCUCCUGCAGCGACACGUGCUCUUCAGGAACACCCUGCAGGAGAGGUUAUCUGCCGAACACUGGAAGUCUCUGGUCGGCGACAUCCUGGUGCAGCUCAUCGGCCAAAACGACACAGCUUUUUCAGAUAUGUAUCUCGGAUACACGACGACCUUGGCGUCGUUCCUCUCCCUCGAGUUCAACCGGCUGAAUCAGGAAGGUAAAAGCCUCCGAACACAGAGCGGCCAGAUGGAGAGAGACGAAAUAAAACUGCUGUCUUUGCUGUUGGCUCCUGUUGCUAGGAUUCACAGCUACCUGAGUCACAUUCAGAACCUGCUGCAGUGGACCGGUAAGGAGCAUCCCGACUGCAGCCUGUUGUUGGGGUCUGAGAGAGCUCUGAGGAGCGUCUUGUCCCGCUGUCACGUGAUCUUGGAGGAGGAUGUUCGAUGGGAGGAAGACGAGGAAGCCGGGCAAAGCGCCCCCUGUGAUGCUGCCGCCGCUGCGUCCUCUGGAAGCUGCUGCACGAGGAGCCAGCAGAUGAGAGCGGAGUCCAGCUCUGCUGCUCAGAGAGACGUCCAGCCGGCUGCUCCCCUCACCAACGGGGUGGGUGGUGGUCACUCCAUGCGCCUGGAGUGCUGGUCCUGCAGCCCGGUGAGGAGGAAGGGCUUCCUGCGAGACCGGGCCGCCCUGAGGCAGCCAGUCUGCCACUGCGGUCACGCGUGCUGCUCUCUGCUCGCUCCGGACGCCGCAGGAUGGGGAGAAAACAGCGACUCGGGUCAGGGCACCUUCAGCCAGCCCACGGUGAAAUCCACCAACGACCCGGAGACGACGCGUGCAAACAGCGAGACGGACGACACCUCCGCCUUUGACUACUCUUCUGUCACCUCCUGCAGCCCGGACGGCACCCUGCGGAGGGAGGCGAUGGACACCAACAGCGGGGAGGACGACGAAGACGAGGAGGACAGCCAGGUGCCCGUGCUGCUGAAGCCCUCAUUCAGCCAGGAGUAUCCGGCGCCGGAAACCAGAGGCAGAACUGUGUGUGUGAGGUGGCAGAUUCCCAGAUUCACCCCUCACCCUCCUCUUAGGAGCCCCGCAGGGCCGUAUGUGGACGGACCGACACCUUGCCUCAUCAGCUCCUUUGGGAAGAGAUUGGUCAGCCUGAGGAAAGGGUCGCCUCCUCCACAUCUGAAAAGUGCCUUCAGGCCCAUCUGGGACGAUCCAUCCAAGCAGGCCGAUUCCGCCCCAGAGAGGGACAACAGACCUGCUGGGUUCGUUCCAGCUCCAGCUUCAGCUUCAGCGAGGAACAACUUCCAAGCUUUCGCUCCCAGCAGGGAAAACCUGAGGCCUGCGCCUGCUCAGCAGCGAGGGACCUAUGGACCAGCCUUGGACGGGGGGGGACUGUGGGACAGUGAGGACAGCGAGGGACCCUGCAGCACAGUUUGACUUUUUAACCAAAAAAAACCUUGAAAAGCAAAACAUCUAGAUGCUCUUCAUUUGAAUAAAUCCAUUUGAGAUGUUUUGUGUGCAACAAAAAUUGCUGGUCUGCCUCUGUGGUUGAAUGGAUCCCCAGGGUCACAAAGAUUCCCAAAUUAUUGAGCUUGGAAGGGAUUUUCUGAAGUCCAAUAUUUGCUAAAAUGGCCCAUGCUUUAUAGCUGAGACUGCAUAAGUCAGAAUAAAAUAAAGUCACUUAUCCAAUAACUAUAAAUUAAGAGAAAUAACCAGCCACUCUGGAGGAGCUGCAGAGAGCCGCAGCUGAACGGUGAACUCAACCUUUACGGAAGAGCUGGAAGAAAAAAGCAGCUUAUUAAACAGGAAAUCACAGGAAGUUCAGUUUGCCAUGUGUACAUAUAUAGACGACGGCAAGACAAAACUGAACAUAUGAUCUCCCUGGUGAAACAUGGUGUUGGCAGCAUCAUGGUCUGGAGAUUUGUUUUGGUGGCACCUUAUCUGAAGGCGUGUGCAUAACACUGACAUGACAUAACACCUGUUAUGAACAUGGAGUCCUUAUGAAUGUUUACGACUGUUGUAAUUCGGCAAAUAAUCACAUUAUUAAUGCAAAGUUGACCAUUUUAAUGCAAAUUUUAAUAGAACGUUGCAUUAAAAGUGUCAUUUACCGAAUUUACUUCAUGACAACAUUCAUGAAGACUUAUUCAUGUUUACGACAGUCUCACGUCGGUCUUAUGCACACACCUUCAAAUAGUGUUACAGAUUUUUGUUUUCCCAGCAGUGAUGGGGAUGACUGGAGGAUGGAUGAAAAUAAAUACAAAGGAGAUCUGGAAGGAAAUCUGCCCAGA